Molecule: messenger RNA, 509 nt
Organism: Perca fluviatilis (European perch)
Lineage: Eukaryota; Metazoa; Chordata; Actinopteri; Perciformes; Percidae
Product: angiogenin-like
Exons: 1
Coding region: 7-447 (146 amino acids)
Molecular function (GO): nucleic acid binding
Source: RefSeq, a predicted model, not a curated record
AUCAACAUGAAGAUCUCUAUCUUUGCUGGUGUUCUGCUGAUCUCUGCUGCCGUGCUCUCUGUGGACGGACAAAGUUGGGCUAAGUUUGAGCAUAAGCAUAUCAAUGCUGGGAUGACUGUUGUCCAAUGUACCCAGGUUAUAAAAGAUAGAAAAAUCGUGACCCCACCCACCCAAGUGAACCCAAGCAACAGCUGCAAGAGUCUCAAUACCUUCAUCAUCAAAGGGGAUGUGAAAGCCAUCUGUGCUGUAGGAGGAGGAGACCCAUAUGGCACCAACGGUAUGACAAUCAGCAAAGCUACUUUCCCAAUUGUUGACUGUAACCUGGUGAAGCAGAAUCCACCUGCUGUUCCCUACAACUGUCAGUACAAAGGAGUAGCUCGUAACAACAGAAGAAUUAUAGUCAGAUGUGAACAUGGUCUUCCUGUUCACUUACAUGGAAGUCAGUAAUCUAAUACUACCUGAUGUAUCAGAGUAAUCUGUUACUACCUGAUGUAUCAGAGUAAUCUGUU